AUCAAAUAAAAAAACAUAACCAAAAGCCCUAAAAGUCAAAUGUUUGAAGUUUCAACGCCUGAGGUCAAGUCGAAGAACAUUACAGAACAAACUUAACACGAAUAUUUAUAAAUAAAACUUUGGUUUUAACAACAGUCCUCUUAAGUUUCUAGAAUGGCAAUGUUUGGUAUAAUAGUUUCUGGACGAUUGGUUCAAACAGAAUUUCAGCAAAUUAGUGAAACCCAGUUGGUAACUACUAUUAAUGAUGCUGAUAACAUAAAUCAUAUAGUAGUGUUUCUAACAGGAGUUGUGCCUUUUCCAGAGGGAAUGGGUGGCCAAGUGUAUUUCAGCUGGCCUGAUCCUAAUGCCCCUCCUAAUUGGCAACCCUUAGGAUUUCUUUCGAAUCAAAAACCUUCUGCCAUAUUUAGGAUAUCAACAUUGAAGAAACUAGAUGAAAUGGGAGAUUAUUCAAACAUGAUGUUUGGUCAAAGUCAUAUUGUUCACAAUGCCCAAAUAGGAAUUUCGAUAGAGCCCCUCUCAAAUAUUCAAGAUGUCCCUUCUCCCAAUUCCAUUGAAGCAAAUGUAACUUUUGCCCAAAAAAUGUUGGAAAACUUUAUGAACUUUGUUUUGAGUUAUACUAUUACUCAAUCCAACAUGGUACCUGAUCCAACAGCUACAUACGUACCACUAUCAACGGUUCAAAAUUGGUACAGAAAUUUUGAGAGAAGACUACAACAGAACCCAAAUUUCUGGAAAUCGUAAUUUUUAUUCCAUCAAUUUUUUGCACCAUGAAUUUAGAUUUUAAGCUUUUACUGAAAAUUUCGUACUCUCAGUUUCAUUUGUAUCUAAUUGGAAACAUUGAAAAUGAAGUUAAGAGAACUUAUGUUUUAAUAAAGUAACUUCAAAAUGCUAAUGCGUUGA
This is a messenger RNA of Leptinotarsa decemlineata (Colorado potato beetle), 900 nucleotides long. RefSeq names its product protein OPI10 homolog. NCBI's taxonomy places the organism in Eukaryota, Metazoa, Arthropoda, Insecta, Coleoptera, Chrysomelidae. Gene Ontology annotation, cellular component: nucleus; cytosol. Gene Ontology annotation, biological process: protein import into nucleus. The record is from RefSeq and is a predicted model, not a curated record. Gene Ontology annotation, molecular function: nuclear import signal receptor activity; Hsp70 protein binding.